AUGGCGUCGCUCGCGGCAAGGCUCGACAGCAUUGUCAGUCUUGCGGUCGGUGUGCGUAUUGAAGAGUAUGUACAGAUUCUGCGUGAAAUUCUCGCACAAAAUGAAGCGGAUUGGGUUGCAGUAUUGCGCACCUUUCUGCAGCAUACGGCGCUGGCACGGGCAAACACGAUGGGCGCAGGCCUGAUUGUGGGGCGCGAAGUGCUUGCCACAUUCACCGCACAAGUGCACGAGGCACAUGCUAAUGCACAACAUGCUUUGGCCGAUACAGAUACGUACCUUGCAGUAUUGCGCACGGCUUUGGCCCAAGUUGAGGAGCAGGCCGCGAGCCUGGAGGACGAAAUUGCACAGAUUCGCGUGCAGCUCGCAGAGGCGCUAGAAACGCAAGGUGCGUGGGCAGAGGCUGCCGAGGUGCUGCAAGGAAUUGCAUCCGAUGCGAACCGGCGCAACAACGCGAAUCAGUUUUGGCUGCAGAUUAAUGCGCAUAUCCUGCGCCUCCUGCUCCAGGCCGGAAAUGUGCACGACGCGGAUUUCUACGCCAAGAAAGCCAAUUCACUUACACACAUCGUUGCAGCAGAAGGCACGGAUGCAGAUACGGAGCGGGUCUUACUCCAAUUCCGUGAGAGCCAAGCGUGUUUGUACGACGAGCAGUUACGAUUUUACGAUGCAGCGGUGCGGUACUAUGAGCUGAGCAUGUCAGACAUGCUUGCACAAGACGCCAGGGACGCGAUGCUUGCCAAGGCAGCGAUUGCAGCUGUGCUAUCGCCUGUAAGUGCACAGCGGCGUCGUAUUUUGGCCGAGCUUGUACAGGACGCUCGCGCGCAUGCGCUGCCAUACGCGGGGCCACUCAAAACGGCUGCAAAAGAGAGGAUUCUGCGGCCACACGACCGUGCACUGCUGAUGCAAGGUAUGACGAUGUCGCAAACGGCGCGCGAUCGUUUAGGCUGCGGGCCUUGUGAUGCGCUGCUGGAGCACAACGUUUACGCUGCCUCGCGCGUUUACACAGCCAUCACGAUGCAGAGCCUUGCAGAGCUGCUCGAGCGACCGGUGCCGGAAUGCGAGCGCCUGGUCGGCCGCAUGAUUGUACAGGGAAGUCUUCCGGAAGGGACGCGCUUGCAUCAGGUCGAAGGUGCCGUUUACUUUGGCAAAGAGGGCGAGGCAGAGGUGCAGGAUGCGGGCGACGAAGAACACGCCGCGAUGUCCUCACUGGAUGCACAGGUGGAAGAUGGCACAGAAGAAAUGUAUGCAUGUAGGGAUGCACGGAUUGCUGCAACGACGGCGUACCUUUCUGAAGCAUAUGCAGCCAUGGAGCAGCAAUCUCGCGCAUAG
Molecule: messenger RNA, 1326 nt
Organism: Malassezia vespertilionis
Lineage: Eukaryota; Fungi; Basidiomycota; Malasseziomycetes; Malasseziales; Malasseziaceae
Exons: 1
Coding region: 1-1326 (441 amino acids)
Cellular component (GO): cytosol; COP9 signalosome
Source: RefSeq, a predicted model, not a curated record